Molecule: messenger RNA, 519 nt
Organism: Nymphaea colorata (pocket water lily)
Lineage: Eukaryota; Viridiplantae; Streptophyta; Magnoliopsida; Nymphaeales; Nymphaeaceae
Product: probable carboxylesterase 6
Exons: 1
Coding region: 1-519 (172 amino acids)
Molecular function (GO): hydrolase activity
Source: RefSeq, a predicted model, not a curated record
AUGGCUCCUAAACAAGUGGAGUUGGAGGCAAAGAAGCUCAGGGUCUACACUGAUGGCACAGUUGACAGAGCUCCCCAGCCGGUCGCCAAUGCUUCUCCGACCACCGUCGACGGCGUGGCCAGCAAAGACGUCGCUAUCAACCUGAAGAACGGCGUCACCGGGAGACUGUACAAACCACAAGUCUGUGAUACGCUGACACCCACCAAGCUGCCUCUGCUGUUUUACUACCAUGGUGAUGGGUUCUGCACCGGCUCCUGCUCCCAAGUCCAGACCCACAAUUUCCUCCACUCCCUCUGCCUGAAAACUCGGACCCUCGUCAUCGCCGUGGACUACCGGCUGUCGCCGGAGCACCGCCUCCCCGCGCAGUACCAGACUGCAUGGACGCGCUGUACUGGGCCGCCAAGGGCGGGGAUGGCGACUGGGUGGCGAAGUACGGCAACCUGGCCGAGUGCUUCCUAUACGGGGAGAGCUCGGGCGGGACGAUCGCGCACCACGUCGGGGUCAGGGUCGCCGGCAUGA